Messenger RNA from Plectropomus leopardus (leopard coralgrouper), 941 nucleotides. NCBI's taxonomy places the organism in Eukaryota, Metazoa, Chordata, Actinopteri, Perciformes, Serranidae. The record is from RefSeq and is a predicted model, not a curated record.
CCAGGGCGAUCUGCAGCAGACGGCGGAGAUCGAAGGCUGCGUGAUCGACUGUCUGCUCGCCAUGGUGAUGAAACUGUCCGAGGUCACGUUCAGGCCGCUCUUCUUCAAGCUGUUGGACUGGAGUAAAUCAGGCAGUAACGAGCGUCUGCUGACUUUCUACCGCCUGUCGGACUCCAUCGCCGAGAGACUCAAAGGACUCUUCGUCCUGUUCGCCGGAAAUCUGGUGAAACCGUUCGCUGAUCUGCUGCGACAGACGAACUCCUCCAAGACGGAUGAACUCGUGUUUGACAGCGAGGACAAAAUCAGUCUGCUGCUUCGCUUCGUCCUCGACUGUCUGCACAAGAUCUUCCUGUACGACACGCACAGAUUCCUCAGCAAAGAGCGAGCCGACGCCCUGCUGAGCCCGCUGCUCGACCAGCUGGAGAACACGGUGGGAGGACAGCAGGUGUACCAGCGGAGGGUCACCCAGCACCUGGUCCCCUGCGUGGGUCAGUUCUCUGUGGCGCUCGCUGACGACUCGCAGUGGAAAACUCUCAACUACCAGAUCCUCCUCAAGACCAGACACACCGACUCCAAGGUGACCGCGCGCACGCACACACACACACGCACACACACACACAUUGUAGUUGUGGUGCAGUAUUUUCUCUCGUAUUCGUAGUUUUUCUGCAGUAAAGGGUCGUAACGCUGCAGUGUUUGUGGGUUUAUUUAUGAGUUCUGUAGGCGUAUAAAAGCGGGUUGUUGGCUGCUUGCUGGUUAAAAUGUUAUUUAGCUGCUCGGGUCACAUCAAAAUAUGAAUGUUUAGAUUUUUGUCAGUGUGGACAAACUACACACACGGUUAGCUUCUUAAGAUUCUCCACGAUUCAGUCAGUUCAGUUCAGCGAUCACCAAAGAGAGUUAUCGCAAAAUAAACGAGACAAAAGACAUUCGUAGGUUAGAUAUAG